GCGCCAGGCUCUGGCUAUAAAACCCCCCCAGGAUGAGGCCGGAGUUCUGCCCUGAGCUGGACGGGACCUCCUCCUUCUGUGCCGGGACGCUGUCAGGACAGGCAGCAGACGAGCCUCCACCAUGAACGACAUCUACAAGGCAGCGGUCGAACAGCUGACAGACGAACAGAAAAAUGAGUUCAAGGCUGCCUUUGACAUCUUCGUGCAAGAUGCAGAAGAUGGCUGCAUCAGCACCAAGGAGCUGGGGAAGGUGAUGAGGAUGCUUGGGCAGAACCCCACACCCGAGGAGCUGCAGGAGAUGAUUGACGAGGUGGAUGAGGAUGGAAGCGGCACGGUGGACUUUGAUGAGUUCUUGGUCAUGAUGGUGAGAUGCAUGAAAGAUGACAGCAAAGGGAAGUCAGAAGAGGAACUGGCAGAGCUGUUUCGGAUGUUUGACAAAAACACUGAUGGUUACAUCGACCUGGAUGAGCUGAAAACGAUGUUGGAAUCCACGGGAGAGCCAAUCACCGAGGACGACAUCGAAGAACUGAUGAAAGACGGAGACAAGAACAAUGACGGCAGAAUCGACUAUGAUGAAUUCUUGGAGUUCAUGAAAGGAGUAGAGUAACCGUGAACAAGAGAUGAUCCGGACUGUUAUUUAUAUGUCUCUGUCACUUCACAGCAAUCUGUGGAAGAAAAAGGGGGGAAGCUGGGUUGAAUGCAGCUGAUGGAAACUAUGGAACAACUUUUCAGAAUUUAGUUUUAUAUUCUUUCUGAACAUUUCUGUAUUUUUCUAUCAUCUCUUGACUCUUGCAUGUUGUAAAUAAAGGUUGUGACAAACUUUCA
Molecule: messenger RNA, 825 nt
Organism: Cololabis saira (Pacific saury)
Lineage: Eukaryota; Metazoa; Chordata; Actinopteri; Beloniformes; Belonidae
Gene: tnnc1a
Product: troponin C type 1a (slow)
Exons: 6
Coding region: 122-607 (161 amino acids)
Cellular component (GO): myosin II complex
Molecular function (GO): calcium ion binding
Source: RefSeq, a predicted model, not a curated record